Molecule: messenger RNA, 1812 nt
Organism: Penicillium salamii
Lineage: Eukaryota; Fungi; Ascomycota; Eurotiomycetes; Eurotiales; Aspergillaceae
Source: the annotation of a GenBank genome assembly
AUGGGAUACCGAGGAAGCCACUUGAUUGCUUGUAAAGAUUAUCUCCCUUGGCGUUGCAUUGAUACAACAGUAAGUUAUAAAUCUGGCACCCCCAUUUUCCUUUUCCUUUUUUUUCGUUACGGACUCUUCCAGGGUCAUCAUUGCCAUCUCUUUUUCUCCCUUUGUGACCACGACGGGGUAUUCCGCCGAUUUUCCUUCAAGAUGGGGUUCGUCAAUUUUAAGAACUAUCGGCUCUAUAUCCUGACGGCCACGGCCUACAUGGGCUCGCUGCUCUUUGGUUAUGACACGGGUGUUAUGGGCUCUGUGCUGGCCCUUUCAAGCUUCAAGAAAGACUUCGGCCUACCUGUAGGCUCAUCCGGAUUCAGCGACGAGAAGAACGCCAAGAUUUCCUCCAAUGUUGUCUCAUUGCUCACAGCUGGAUGUUUCUUCGGUUCCAUUGGUGCGGCAUACAUGAACGACAAACUAGGUCGUCGGUACUCCUUGAUGAUUCUGGUGGUGAUCUUCAUGGUUGGAGCUGCACUGCAGACUGCCGCCCAUCAUGAGAUUGGCCUAAUCUACGGAGGUCGUGUCAUUGCCGGUCUGGGCAUCGGUGGCAUGUCUGCCAUCACGCCCGUUUAUGUUUCUGAGAACUGUGCACCCGAGAUCCGUGGUCGUGUUGCUGGAUUAUUCCAGGAAUUCUUGGUCAUCGGUAGCACCUUCGCCUAUUGGCUCGAUUACGGUGUUGCUCUACAUAUUCCCGAGGGCACGAGCCAAUGGCGCAUCCCUGUAGCAAUCCAGCUCGUGCCUGCUGGCCUGAUGCUGUUUGGAUUGUUUUUCCUCAAGGAAUCCCCUCGCUGGUUGAUGAAGAAGGGCCGAAGCGAGGAGGCACUUAACUCCCUUGCUUAUAUCCGCAAUGACUCGGAGACCAGUGAAGCCGUCCAGCUUGAAUUUGCCGAGAUCACUGCGGCGAUUCACGAAGAGAACCAGGCUACCGAGGGAAUGACAUGGAAGGAAUGUCUCAAGCCCACCAACCGAUACCGCUUCUUCUUGGCGUUCGUCUUGAUGCUGUCUCAGCAGUUCAGUGGAACAAACUCCAUUGGAUAUUAUGCACCACAGAUCUUUGCAAGUGUCGGAUUGAGCAAGACUAACGCCGGUCUCUUUGCCACUGGUAUCUAUGGCACUGUAAAAGUCGUCGCCACCGCCGUCUUCCUGAUCAUCGGUAUCGAUCGUUGGGGCCGAAAGAACAGUUUGAUCGGCGGUUCCGCCUGGAUGGCCAGCAUGAUGUUUAUCAUCGGAGCCGUCUUGGUCACCCAUCCUCCCAAGGAGAAUGCCGCCUCGGUCUCUUCAGCAUCAAUCGCCAUGGUGGCCAUGAUUUACCUCUAUGUCAUUGGAUAUUCCGCAUCUUGGGGACCAACCCCUUGGGUGUACCUGGGCGAGGUGAGAUCUCCAAUCCCAUAUGGCUUGAUUCAUUCCACUAAUGCAGACUUUCAGAUCUUCCCAACUCGUCUUCGUGCUUACGGUGUUGGAUUUGGAGCAGCUACUCAGUGGUUGUUCAACUUCGUCAUCACCGAGGUCACUCCUCGGGCCAUUAACGAGAUUGGAUGGAGGACCUUCCUCAUGUUUGGUAUCUUCUGUUUCGCCAUGGGUUGUUUCGUCCUCAUUUUCUUCAAGGAAACCAAGGGACGGACUUUGGAGGAGAUGGACCUCAUUUUCGGGGCUGUCGAUGAGCAGCAAAGACGUGCUGAUGUCGAGCACACCUUGCAAAAGACCCAAGUCAUGCACCAAGAGAAUGCAGAGGAAGAGGUCGGGAAGACCCGUGCGGAGGGCCAAUAA